AUGCCUCCAAAUCCCAUCCCUCAGUCUCCAACAGCGGUAGCAACACCUGUCUUCCAUCAGCACCCCACAGACUCCCAUCACUUUGGUUUCAGUGUUCUGGCUCAACAGCCAGGUCAUAUCAUGCCUCCUGGGAUGGAACCUGACCUUCAAGUGCUCAAUAACCCUUAUACCACCACGAUUUGGGGAGACCAACUGCCUGCUACCAUCCCCGACUCUUGUAUCAACCCCUCUCUUGAUAGCUUGCUCUCAUCAAGACAAACUUUAGCAACCACUGAUGUUCGCCACAAGAGUUCAGAGAAGCUGUCAUCAGAGGGCUCCUCAGAAGAGGAGUCAGAGUCCUCGAGUAAUAACCCAUUGGACACAGAGGCUGGCAAGGUCUCUGGCGAUGAGUCUGACAAAGAUGAGGACAAUGCAUUUGGAUGGGGUGCAAUGAAUCUUAGGCAAUCAACUCAUCCUGUAUGGAAGGACUGUCUCAAAGAUGCUAAGCAAGAAUGCAGGGCUGCACAUGCACUUUCUAACCCAUUCCCAUCAAAAUCUCAUGACUUCAACCUCUCCAUAACAGAGGUGCUUGUCACUGUCAUUGUUGAGUGGAAUCAACACAGUGUGCAAUUUGAAGAUGGUUACUGGCCUGACCACAAGCAAGAUAUGCUCCUUGGUGAUAUAUCUACCUGGCAUUCAGAAUUGAAGUCAGUUACACUGGCAACCAUGCCAUCCACAUUCAACCUUAUCCCUCCUUCUGAUGUUGCACCAUGGGUUUGUGUACAAUGGAUAGAGACCACUGCCACAAAGCUCCUUGACAACUCGCUUUUCCUGCAAGACAGUUUUGAUGAGAAUGGAAAAACCAGGAAUUUCACUCACCCUGCCCUCAAGGAAGCUGUCAUACAAUUCUACUAUACCAGGACCUAUCAAAUUGUGGAUCAGCAUCCUGAGUCCUUCAACAAUUCAGUUCCCCUUUCCUGUCUGGCUCUCGUCACAGCUGUGUAUCAUUGUGUGUUGGACAGAUUUGCAAAGAAUGGCACAGGAAAGAUGAUGCCUCAAUUCUCUGGCAAGGCUUACAUUUCCAUUUUCCAUGGCAUGAUGAAGGUGCUGAACAACAUCCUUCAUAAUCCCUAUCAUGGCGUGAGGUUGCAUGAUCAGCUUUCUCAGUGGGUGAAGGAAGGAUGGGCUGCACUGCAAGAGGUUGAUUUGAAUGUAGAAAGUAUGCAAUUGAUGCCAAUGCUCCUGUUCCUGUCAUACCUGCUGUGA
Messenger RNA from Pisolithus orientalis, 1245 nucleotides. RefSeq lists its product as uncharacterized. Bases 1 to 1245 code for a protein of 414 amino acids. The transcript has 10 exons. NCBI's taxonomy places the organism in Eukaryota, Fungi, Basidiomycota, Agaricomycetes, Boletales, Pisolithaceae. The record is from RefSeq and is a predicted model, not a curated record.